GGUGGGGAUCAGCUGACAAUCUAAACAUUAGACAUCUUUGACUGCAUUUUCUUGCGGUUCAUCAUAAAUGACCAAUUAAAUUUUAGUAUGACAGAAACAUAAUAAGUGGGUGUUUCCUAUAAUUUCUUGAUUUUGGGGAGUUUUUCUUAUUGUCAGUUAUAGUUUUAGAUACUUUUUAUUUCUGUUAUUUUAACUUCUGUGACGUCAUGUGAUUGCGUUUUCAUGGAGUGCUACAUACUAAAGAAUUCAUGUCCAGAAUUUCGCAGCGUACUUUCUAACGAUCAAAGAUGAAUUUCCUUUCUUUCCAAAAUAACCAGAACAUUUUCCCCAAAACCCACACCUCGUUUCUGUUACCCGAUUCACACACAAAAACCGCAUUUAGCGAUAACAAACAAACACAAAUCGUCGAAAACAACAACCAGAUAACCAACAACAAUCAACUAAGUCCAAAUGGACACGAAAAAACGUUGAAGGAACUGUGGUCGAAACACAAAUUGAACAUGAAUAAGUCCAAACCGGAAACUCCCUUAAACUUGAACAACGUCAAAAUGACGUGGGAGGUGGACGAACCAGCCUCAGUGUCCGAUGAACCCAAAGACAGUGUCAUCGAGAGUCCUCUGCAGGAGAUCAAGGAAACACCAGCAGUGGUCAAAGAAGAGGAACACAUCAGUAAGGAGGAGUCUCCCUCUCACCAUGCCCGAAGACCUCCAAAUGCCUUUUUGAUAUUUUGUAAGAAACAUCGACCUAUUGUCCGCGAUAGGUUCCCCAAUUUGGAGAACAGGGGGGUCACGAAGAUUCUGGGGGAAUGGUGGGCAUUGCUGAACUGCUUCGAGAAGCAGCCUUAUAACGAUUUGGCCAAAGAGUACAAAGACGCCUUUCUUUCCGCUAAUCCCGACUUCAGAUGGUACAAACUGCCAGCACCACCUCUUCGCACAUUGUCAACACGUCCGUUGAUUAUCCCCAAAUUGCAACUACCCUUAUCUAGUCCUUCCAACGUUAUCCCGUCCGAGUUCACUCCCGGAAAAUUGGCGGACGAAUCUCAACUGGGCGGCCUUACCUCACUCAUGAACAAUUUCACUACCAUACCAAAGACGGAACCUGAAGAUAACAAUAACGGGAGUAACGCUUCCUGGGAGAAAUUUGACAGUUCCCACGUCAGUCCAGAGAGCAAUAUUAGGAGUAUCACACCUCCGAAGCCUAUAAAGAAAAGGUUUGUCGAGUAUUUCCAGAGUAAGGGCUGCGCGAGAAAUAUUUUGGAGGGAGAUGGAAUCAAGGAGGAAGAAGAGAAAAAAGAUGGAGAUGUGACAAAUCAGGAAUUGAUGAAUAAGGUAGUGGACGGGUUGUUCUCGAAGAAACCAGAAGAUUCUACUGAAAAAAACAGCCUGAAAGAGGUUAGGAAAUCCGAAAGGAUGUGCAAAGGGAAGCGAUAUGAACUUUUCAUGAUCGAAGGUAGGUUAUUGGGAAGCAAGCGAGAAACGAAAACCAUUCAACCCAGGCCUACAAAAAUCGAUAGCAAAAUAGAUACGGACCUGAACUCCGUGAGUGAAAUCAAACCUGAAACACCAAAGUUAGACUUAGGAAAUACCAUUAAACGCCUCGCAGAACGUACUAAUACUAAAAUCGAUUUUGAUAAUCAAAACGACGUAGAUAUGAUAGAGUCGCCCCAUCAGAUCAAAAGACUUCGUACCAUAUCGGAGACGUCAGAAGGAAGCGCGAAGAGCUCCCCACCCGAUUUCAAUUUAGAUUUAAGGAUCUCGAAUCUUCCAAGCUUGAACUACGAGGAGUUUGUGCAGAGGAAACGAGAGAGCAAGAAACGCAAGAUACGCGCGAAGACUGAAGGAGAUGUGAAAUACAAAAUCCAGAAGGUGGUCAAGUCAGAAACGCAGCUAGUCGGAUCCAAGAAAAGGAAAAACAAGCAGAGCAUCACUCACUUGGGUAAAAAAGAAGUUGCUGUAAGCAACGAGCUUCUAGGAUUGGCGACGCUCGCCGAAGUGGCAGCCAAUACCGAGAAGAUCAACGAAAAAUUCUCAGAGUAUUAGUAUUACGAGUCUCUAAUUGAGAUUCCGCUUAGACAGGUGAGUUGGAACUUUGAACAGAAUUUAUGAGUAUACAUGUGCCUCAUAUUUAUUGUAAUCAGCAAUAGGGCGAGUAGGGAGGACUGGUGUGGUCGGUACCGAUUAUUUUAUAAGAUCUUACCUUAGCUCGACAAAUUCCUAUGACAGAAAUGUAUCAGGUCACUGAAAUAUUUCGAACAAUUUGUUGGAUUCUUCUCGUUAUUUAGUUAUCAUCAACGUUAUAAUUCUUCUGUAACCAGGAUAUUGACUGCACCACUUUCUCGACUACAAAUUCUUAUAAUCUUAAAUAUUAUUCAGUGAAACUAUUUGCUUUCCAUUUGAGUAAUUCAAUUGUAUGUGGCUCUCGAGUGAAAUCAGACGGAAUGUUGCUUAGUUUUGUUGUUCAAUGUGAACAAAAUUAAUUUUUUCAUGGCGUUUUCAAAAUGUUGGAAAAUAAGCAAUAAUAGCAUUUGCUAAUUCUGAUAAACCACCAAGUUAUAGGAGAGUAUUCUUCAACAAACCAUUACUUUGAAAUUUUCCAAUUACGCUCUUUUAACGUAGUCAAAAAACAUACUUCAAUGUGAGAUCUUCACUUGAUAGUGUACAAAACCGCGAUUCGUGUUUCGCUAUAUGAUAGCUGUUAGGUAAUAAGUGGACUGUAGAAAAAGGUAUACUGAACUUUGUACAAGAUUUCUGGAUAAAUACAUCUAAUAGACAAGACGGUCUUUCAUAUGACACAAUACUAAUAUUCUCUUGUUUUCGCACUGGGUUUUCUGUUGGCAGGUAUAAAGUGCCAUGGGCGUCCGGCCACUAGUUUUUAGUCGUUAACAUCUUCAGACGUCAGUAUCGUGACGCCCGAAGUGAAAAUCUCACAUUAAAGUAUGUUUUUUUGAAAACAUUAUAAGUAUCAGUCAGUUCUAUAUUGUUUCCGUUAUUUCAAAGUUGGAAAGCAUUCCCGUGUUCUACAUUUUGGUUAGAACAAAUUCCUAAUAUGUGACAUGAAAAUUCUGUCUCUUCUAAUUCAAUAGAAUUAUUGGAUGAAUAAGCCAUAGCUUAUGGCAAUCAUAACUCGUAGAAUUCGCCACUGUUGGAACACUGUUGUCCAUUCAUAAGAAAAGGACCAAAAUGGUAAAGAGGAUAAUAACCUAGAAAGAAGAAGAAGAAGAAUUGACAAAUGACAAGUUAAAUGGCAUUGCUGUAAGGGGGUAUUUAGUCAGCUCAAUAAUUGAUAUAAAACAAUUGUUGUCAUUUUUAUUUCAAAAAUUAAAGUAUUAUGCCUGACUUCAGAUUAUAGAUACGUGAAAUUCAGACUAGACAAACUAUUGAAAUUUAUUAAUAUCCAUUGAAGAAUAUCUUAUUUUAUGGAUAUUCAUUUCGCGAUCAAGGAUAUUUAAAUCUGAAUAAAAAAUAAAUAGACAAUCCCCGGGUGGAAAAGUGAUGCAAAAAAUAUUUAUUCAAUUUUGGAUAAGAACUGGAAUGAUUGAAAGAAUACAUACCUCUUUAAAAAUUUUACUAGUAUAUAAAUUUCACUAGAAUUAUGCAUACUAAGUUGUUUCUGUUUGGUUUCUACUUCUCAGAGACUGAUACAUUUCGAAUUAUAGUUAUUCAAAUAGAAUUUUCUGUUUUCACUCGUUUAAACUUACACUUAUUCUGAGUUUUUUGAAAGCAUGAUACACCUUAUUGAAAGGUUUCUUAUUUUUAUGUGUUACACCCAUUCUGUUGUUAGAAUUAUCAUAUAUUUCUAUUUAACUAUAAUACAAACAUGUCUGUUUGAAUUGAAUAAUCUUUAAUGUUAAUUUGUGGUAGUUGAGUUUUUUCAAUAAUUGUUUUUGUAUAUUUUUGUUGUUUUUUGUUAUGUUAACUUAAUAUUACUAUAUUAAAAUACCAAAUCAUGCUAGUUGGAAAUAUUUAUGAACAUAGUUAUAGUUACAUUUUUGUAUUGAAUAUUUUAACAUUGAUUAUGUUAUACUUAUCUUUACUGACUAUAUCAUGAGAUUUCUAUAUAUACAUAUAAUGAUCUGCAUUAGAUCUAAAAACAUAUUUACUAACCAUAUUAUGAUAUUAAUUUAUAGUAUUUAGUUUCCUAGACAAUUAUGAACUGUGCGCAUUUCUGUGAAUUCGAGAAUUUUUCAUUCCUUUCGUAAAUAAUGUACCUAAUUUAUUUUCAUUUUUCAAAUACUCUUCCAGAAGUAUGACUUCACAAGUAAUGACAGUUCAUGAUCGUUGAAAUAAUAAUAUUACUUGAAACAGAUACAUCACAAGUUCAUAGAGAGCUAGCUUGAAUGAUUUUUGCUACUCCUAUGGAAAGCCGAUAAAAGGACCUUGCCUCACUUACUAUGGAAUAGUCCCCAUUUUCUUGCAAUCGUACAAAAAAAAAGAUUAAUUUUCUAACGAACUUUGCUUCUGCUGAUCAAUUUUAUGAUUCUGGUGGCUAUACUGGGGUCUGGUUGACAUAAAAUUACAUGGAAUAGCGAAGUUGGCAACAUUUUGUUAUUUUUGAAAUACGGAUCAGCAGGUCCUUGGUAAUAAGCAAUUUGAGUUUGAGGAUUCACAAACAAACGACAAUUAUAUCAAAAUGUCUGACGUUUGACCUUGCUUGUGUACAAUUAAGGACAGGUAGCCAAAUUCAAUCAAUGUCCAUUGACUCUUUUUUCUGUGGAAAUUACCUAAGUGUUCUUGAACUUCUAUUACCUCUCUAUAUACUCUUGGAUAGUAAUUUUGAGUUUCAUCAAGUAUUUGUGUAUCUUCAAAUGGGAGCACAUUCGGCUCAAGCUGAUUUGUCGGUUUGUCACAGGUCACAAUUUCUCUUGUGUUCAGAGAGACGGAUCCUAUACUUUCUUUCGUGAUUUCAAUGUAGACUGACUGCAGCUACAAAGGAUCUAGUAUAGCCCGGGUAUUGCUGGGGUUCUCUGGGGUCCUUAGCUGCAGGUCAGUCUACAUAGGAACCACGAAUAGAAGUAUAGGUACCCGUCUAUCUGAACACAAGAGAAAUUGUUGACUCGGACGAACCGAGAAAUCAGCUAUAGUUGAACAUGCUCUCACAGAAAAAGAAGGCACUACAUUAUCUCAUUGGAGGAUACAGUAAUACUCGACAAAACUCAAAGUUACUAUCCAAGAGUUUAUAGAGAGACAAUAUAAAUUCAAAAACACAAGGAAAUAGUUUUUAUUGUUUAACUUCCUUGCAAUGAAAGUGAAUGUGCCUUUUAUAACUUUUUCGCUGUUUUAAUUUACAGAGGGAUAAUGAGUUUGACUGGUGAAUGUUUCGUUUUCUAAGAAGAAAACAUUUCAGUACAACAGAAACGGUAUUUAUAAUAGAAAACAGAGGAUUUGGGAUUGUAAGACUAGUUGUCAAAAAAUUAUAUCAUUUACUUAUAACAUUUCAUGUCUACAUUUUCUAAUUGUGCUUGAAAAUAUUUCUAACUAAUUAAAACAUGAUACUUUGUAGAAUGUCUAUUUUUGAAAUUUAAUCAGUAAUACUUCUUAACUACUAAAGAAAAGUUCAUAACAACAAUACAACAGAAACUUGCCUACUCCAUUGCUUGUGAAUGUGGUUUUUGGGACUCUCGACUAUAUUCAUGUGAUUGUAUCUGUAUUGAAUAAAUUUAUAGGCAUAUCCUUUAGAUUGUUACCUUUUUGAUCAGCUCGUUAUCCUUAACUUCACGAUUGUUUCUGCUAUUAUGAUUAGGCCUUAGAAAAGCGACCAAAUAUGUAGUAUAAAGAAAUAAGAUAUAUUUAUAUUUUAUAAUAUAAAAAGCCUUAUCUAGUUCUAAAUAACAUUUGAUAUAAAUAAUUAACAAGUUAUCCAGUUAUGUUGUGUAAGAAAUUUUAUAAAAUAUUUUAUUGUACUGUUGUUAGAGUGUAGAGUGAUUGACCAAUAUUAUGACAAGUUUGAUAGGUUUUUCAGCGUUUUUGAGGAAAGGGGUAGAGAGAACGUGAUUGGAUUGUGAUACUUUAUUUUUGUAUUUACCGGACAGGGAUAAUAAUUUUAUUUAUAACGUUUGUAUAGAUUGUGCCUUUUAUUUAUUUAAUAAUACAGAUUUUAUGCCUUUAGAAAGAUUAUUCAACAUGUAUCAAUUUUAAUAAAAGUUUAUUGAAUGAGGGA
Molecule: messenger RNA, 6156 nt
Organism: Leptinotarsa decemlineata (Colorado potato beetle)
Lineage: Eukaryota; Metazoa; Arthropoda; Insecta; Coleoptera; Chrysomelidae
Gene: bbx
Product: bobby sox
Biological process (GO): regulation of transcription by RNA polymerase II
Cellular component (GO): nucleus
Molecular function (GO): DNA-binding transcription factor activity, RNA polymerase II-specific; RNA polymerase II transcription regulatory region sequence-specific DNA binding
Source: RefSeq, a predicted model, not a curated record